AUGAAGUUGCUUCUUUUGUUCAGCAUAUUCAUUGCGUCGGCAUUGAGUCACACCGUGCUCUUACAGCCGUAUGGAAAGCAAUGCUUUUUCGAAAACUUGAAAAAAAACGACGAGUUGAUUGUUACUUUCCAAGUGGGCUCACGUAACCCGCACAACUCGGAGCAAUACGACAUUGACUUCUACGUUACGUCGCCCCAAGGCCAAACGGUGCUUAAGAAGACCAGUCUCGACCACGGAGACGAGCACGUUCGCGCAACAUCAAGCGGGAAAUACAAGUACUGUUUCUCCAACGAACGUUCCGGCCGCGUCGACUUGGACGUGAGUUUCAACAUUCACGGCGUGGUGUACGUCGACGUGAAUGAUCCAAAGGCAGACACCUUGGAUUACGCCAUCCAGAGAUUGAGCCAAUUGGCCGAUGAAGUCAAGGCUGAACAGGGGUACUUGGUGAUUAGGGAACGUACCCAUAGAAACACGGCCGAGUCGACCAACUCGAGAGUCAAAUGGUGGUCUGUUUUCCAGAUUUUCGUUGUUGCUGCCAACUCCAUCUUCCAGAUUUACUACUUGAAGAGGUUUUUCGAAGUUAAAUCUGUGGUGUGA
Molecule: messenger RNA, 597 nt
Organism: Lodderomyces beijingensis
Lineage: Eukaryota; Fungi; Ascomycota; Pichiomycetes; Serinales; Debaryomycetaceae
Source: the annotation of a GenBank genome assembly